UUCCUGUAAAGCCGUAGGGUGGGAUAGGCGGAAGCAGCGUCUUGCAUCGCUGUCGAUUUUCUUUCGCCGAGCAGAACGAUUGAUAUUUGUCAAGAUGCCGGCGUAUCAUUCAGGUUUGUUGGACGGUGACAUCAAACUGGUGGGGAACAUGGCUUUGCUUCCCUUAAAAACCCAGUUCAAAGGACCAGCUGCAAAAGAGACCAAAGAUACCGACAUAAUUGAUGAGGCCAUCUACUACUUCAAAGCCAACGUCUUCUUUAAGAAUUACGAAAUUAAGAAUGAGGCCGACAGGACACUCAUCUAUGUCACACUGUACAUUUCUGAAUGCCUAAAGAAGCUACAGAAGUGUAGCUCCAAGGGCCAGGGGGAGAAGGAGAUGUACACCCUGGGCAUUACCGCGUUCCCCAUUCCCGGAGAGCCUGGCUUCCCUCUGAACGCCAUGUACGCCAAGCCAGCUAACAAACAGGAGGACGAGACGAUGAGAUCCUACCUCCAGCAGCUUCGCCAGGAGACUGGCUUGAGGUUAUGUGACCGUGUGUUUGAUUCCGCGACAGACAAGCCAAGCAAGUGGUGGGUGUGCUUUGUCAAGAGGCAGUUCAUGAACAAAAGUCUGUCUGCUCCUGGCCAGUAAAUGACCUCAACCUGUGUCUUAUUACUUGUGCAAAAAUUGAUUACUUUUUCUUUAUUUUGAAUACUUACGUUCGGACAUGAGGAUUUUGUACUUAAUGCAGUCCAGAAAUAUACCUUCACUCAUCUGGUUGUUAAUCAUAUUGAGCUGGUGCUUAAUGAAAUAAAGCAAUCAUAUAAAUCUGAAAGUAUUGGGUUGUGAAUUUCAUAUUAGGUGUGUGCGUGCUUAAUAAAGUGGGACAUCACCCAGGUGGAUAUUUUGUGUCCAUCGGUGGGGGAAAUAAUGGUCAGCACAUUAAAACAAGGGGUUUAAAGGCCCAGAUUAGAAAAUGAGACAUGAGAAUACGAACGUUAAAUCACGAAUCUUCUCAUAUCCAGAUUUAUUGCUUAUUUUCACAAUUGAAACACGCUCAAAUAAAUCAAUGUUAUUCCAUUGCAAACGUAAACCUUCACUCAAACAGCUUGUGCAUAAAAUCAGUUGUGCAAUUCA
Gadus chalcogrammus (walleye pollock) is the source of this 1117-nucleotide messenger RNA. It is a transcript of the gene arpc3, whose product is annotated as actin related protein 2/3 complex, subunit 3. NCBI's taxonomy places the organism in Eukaryota, Metazoa, Chordata, Actinopteri, Gadiformes, Gadidae. Bases 95 to 631 code for a protein of 178 amino acids. The record is from RefSeq and is a predicted model, not a curated record. Gene Ontology annotation, molecular function: actin filament binding. Gene Ontology annotation, biological process: Arp2/3 complex-mediated actin nucleation; regulation of actin filament polymerization. Gene Ontology annotation, cellular component: cytoskeleton; Arp2/3 protein complex. The transcript has 7 exons.